This is a messenger RNA of Sinocyclocheilus rhinocerous, 2419 nucleotides long. RefSeq names its product B-cell lymphoma 6 protein homolog. Gene Ontology annotation, cellular component: nucleus. The transcript has 10 exons. The coding region runs from base 75 to 2324 and encodes 749 amino acids. The record is from RefSeq and is a predicted model, not a curated record. Gene Ontology annotation, molecular function: DNA-binding transcription factor activity, RNA polymerase II-specific; protein binding. Lineage: Eukaryota; Metazoa; Chordata; Actinopteri; Cypriniformes; Cyprinidae. Gene Ontology annotation, biological process: regulation of transcription by RNA polymerase II.
UUCCUGCUCCAGAGUUUGAGACGUGGUGAAGCAGGGGGUUCCUCGCAACUGCUGAGAAUCCCUCAUCUCCCAGCAUGCCCCAUUCCAUGCAGCAGAAACACGCCCAACAGACGCUCCUUCUGUGUCAGGAUAUAAACGGCUCAAGGGAGGACGGACCAACUCCCCCAAGCUGGAGCCACAAACAAAGUUACCCAGAUUUUGAAAAAAUGGCUUGUGCAGCCGACAGCUGCAUCCAAUUCACGCGUCAUGCAAGUGAUGUUCUGCUCAACCUGAACCGACUGCGUAGCAGAGAUAUCUUUACAGAUGUCACGAUUCUGGUCAACAGACAACAGUUUCGAGCACACAAAACGGUCCUUAUGGCAUGCAGUGGGCUCUUCUACUCAAUCUUUACUGAUUCACACAAAUGUAACCUGAACGCCAUCAGUCUGGACCCGAAGGUCGACCCAGAGGGUUUUGCAAUCCUUCUGGAGUUCAUGUACACUUCACGUCUCACACUGAAGGAGAGCCUCAUCAUGGCCAUCAUGAACACAGCAAUCUAUUUACAGAUGGACCACGUUGUUGACACCUGCCACAGAUUCAUAAAGUCCAGUGACUCCUCCAUCAAACUACCCAGAGAGGACUUUCUCGUCAGCCCCCUGCUUUUACCUCAAGACGUUCACAGUUACAGACCCCAUGAGGUGAUGGAAAACGUUCCUGGACGGUCAGCGACUUUCAGAGAUGGGAGACCCUAUGGUGUCUGCAUGUUUAACGGGGUCAACGCUCCUAACAGCUCGUACCUUUACAGCCAGUUUCCAAUGCAAGGUUUUCCCUUUCCUCUUUGCAAGCUGACAGACACCAAAAACACUUUCUCAGACUUCUCAAAGGGAGGCAUCAUCCAUCACAAACACUGCUCGCCGGCUGAUGGCAACAACCCCAUCCUGGCCGACUUCACCCGCAGCACCACCGGCGGGAGCUCAACCGCUUGCCAUGCCGGCUCAUACUCCUCGAGAGAGCUGGGAAGAGAUGAGGAAAUGAAGCGGGAGACCUUGGAGGGAGUGGUCCAUUCGAUUGGGAUGAGCUCCAGAAAGCACAGCUUCACCAGCCUGGCCCAGGAGCAGCAGAGGGAGACUGGGAAAGAGCAAAGUUCCCUGGCAGAGGAACAUUUGAGCCACCAACACUACUCCAUGGGCAUAUCCUCUAAUGGACGCAAAACCUUGAUGAGCAGCCCUCAGAGCCCCCUCAAAUCAGACUGCCAGCCUAAUUCCCCAACGGAAUCGAGCAGCAGCAAAAAUGCUGCCCUCACGCAGGCCUCUCAACCUCCAACCUCUCAAGGUACUCAAGACCCUAAAGCUCGUAACUGGAAGAAAUACAAAUUCAUUGUUCUCAAUCAGAGCUCCAAGGAGGAGGAGACCAGUCCUCGUGACCCUGGAAUGCACUCCCCGCAGAGGCCGGGCUUGUCUGCUUUUCUUCACCAUGUCGAUUCUGAACAUCCCGACUCGAAGGCGACAACAAAGAUCAGCGAGCAAGGCGAGGACUUCACUGUGCCUCAGGCCAGUCGCCUCAACAACAUCAUCAACAGCAGAACUCUAGAGGGAUCGCAGAGGAACAGCGACAGCCACUCUUCGCGCUAUACAAGCCAUUUAAAAUGCUCGUCCUGUGGCUCCCAGUCUCCACAGCACUCUGACGUCUGUCCCAACACAUCCGCCUCGCGUCUGGCCGAGGAAAUGUCUGAGAUGCACUCGGAGUACUCUGAUUCCAGCUGUGAAAAUGGAACAUACUUUUGUAAUGAAUGUGACUCCAAGUUUGCAGAGGAGGAAGCCUUGAAACGCCACACGCUUCAGGUCCACAGCGACAAGCCAUACAAAUGUGACCGUUGCCAAGCAGCAUUCCGCUACAAGGGAAACCUUGCCAGUCACAAAACCGUUCACACCGGAGAGAAACCAUAUAGAUGCAAUAUCUGCGGAGCUCAGUUCAACAGACCAGCUAACCUCAAAACCCACACACGAAUUCACUCCGGAGAAAAGCCAUACAAGUGUGAGACCUGCGGCGCUAGAUUUGUGCAGGUUGCUCACCUUCGGGCUCACGUCCUGAUUCAUACCGGAGAGAAGCCAUAUCCAUGCGAGAUCUGUGGCACUCGUUUCCGCCAUUUGCAGACACUGAAAAGUCACCUGCGAAUACACACGGGAGAAAAGCCCUAUCAUUGUGAGAAAUGCAACUUGCAUUUUCGCCACAAGAGUCAGCUGCGGUUACACCUGCGGCAGAAGCACGGCGCAAUCACCAACACCAAGAUCCAAUAUCGCAUGUCCUCAACAGACCUGCCGACCGACUUGACGAAGGCAUGCUGAGCAGGCACUUAGUGGCGGACCUGACCAUGGCAUUAUAUGACCUGACUUGUACAAUCAUUCAAAAUUUUAGUGCCACACUGUGUUAUUCGGACAAA